Molecule: messenger RNA, 2123 nt
Organism: Bactrocera latifrons
Lineage: Eukaryota; Metazoa; Arthropoda; Insecta; Diptera; Tephritidae
Product: probable ATP-dependent RNA helicase DHX35
Exons: 6
Coding region: 50-2095 (681 amino acids)
Cellular component (GO): intracellular anatomical structure; catalytic step 2 spliceosome
Molecular function (GO): RNA binding
Source: RefSeq, a predicted model, not a curated record
UUAAUAAAGGAAAUUGUACACGAAAAUUGUCUAUAAAUACAGGAGUAUUAUGGUUUCACUACAACUGAAACCGAAUUUUCUUGCCCCAGAUGUCGAUGAAGUAGGGUCAAGAAGGGACGAUUAUGUUACUACUAAUGAAACGGAAUCGUGUUUUGUAUUCAAUGCAAAUCAUAAUUUACCAAUAAUUGAACAACGAAAGCGACUUCCUAUUCAUAAGUACCGCAGAGAUAUAUUAUAUUGUUUGGAAAAAAAUCAGGUUUUGAUAUUAGUUGGCGAAACCGGUAGCGGAAAAAGCACUCAACUACCACAGUACCUCUACGAACUGGGUUGGCAUACAAAGGGCGAAAUCGGUAUAACACAACCACGUCGCAUAUCCGCCAUAACUUUAGCAAAUCGUGUAGCGCUGGAACGUGGUGAAGUUGUCGGCAGUACUGUCGGGUUUGUGGUAAAAUUUUUAGAAAAAACAUCCGAAGCUACAGCUAUAAAGUAUAUGACAGAAGGCAUCCUAUUGCGUGAACUCCUCACAGAUCCCUUAUUAAUGCGUUACAGUGUUGUUGUAAUUGAUGAAGCACAUGAACGGAAUUUAAUAACAGACAUUAUUAUCGGCCUUUUGAAGAAAGUGGUCAGCAAGAGACCUACACUAAAAUUAAUUAUAUCGUCAGCCACCAUUGAUGCUGAAACUUUCGCCGAUUUCUUCAAAACUAAUUCAAGCAUAAUAUUAUCUGUUGAAGGUCGAACACAUCCGAUAAGCAUAUUUUAUCUAAGCAAUCCAUGUGCUGAUUAUGUAAAUGAAGCCGUUGAGACUGUAUGGAAAAUUCAUAAGAAGGAAGCUCAAGGUGAUAUUUUAGUUUUUCUCACCGGACAAGAAGAAGUACUACAAGCUGUGAGUUUAACAAAGGACUACAUGAAUUUGAAAGACGAUAACACAUUGCAGCCGGUACCAAUGUAUGGAUCUUUAACACAUAAAGAACAGUUAAAAGUAUUUUUUGCCGCGGAAAAAGGUGUACGUAAAGUUAUAUUUGCAACAAAUAUCGCUGAAACUUCGAUCACUAUACCGGGUGUUGUAUACGUUGUUGACUGUGGGUUUAUUAAAGUAAAAUGGUUCGACUCAGAUAGUGCGACAGAUCAGUUGGUGGUAGUGCCCACUAGCAAAGCUACUGCUAUGCAGAGAGCUGGACGUGCCGGACGCACACGCCCCGGAAAAGUGUAUCGUCUUUAUACGGAGGAAGAUUUUGAAAAAUUACCCGAUCGAUUCCCACCAGAAAUAAGACGAUGUGAAUUGAGUGCAAUGAUAUUAAAUAUAAAAGCACUAGGAAUAAGUAAUAUUUUGAAAUUCAAUUUUCCUUCGCCACCGCCGGCCAAAAAUGUAUUGGCUGCUUUAGAAACACUACAUGCUCUAGAAGCCAUUAAUAAUGAAGGAAAUCUCACUAAGCCAAUGGGUUAUUUCAUGGCCGAAAUGCCAUUACCGCCAAUGCUCAGUCGUAUGCUUUAUAUGUCCGGUUCAAUGAAUUGCUCCGAAGAGAUUUUGACAAUAAUUGCUAUGCUGCAAGUGGAAACCGUUUUCGCUCACCCAGCUACCGGUCAGGGGCAGAUUAAGGCACGCGUUGCGAAACGUAACUUCGAAGUGGCUGAAGGUGACUUAAUUACAAUGUUAAAUGUAUUUACGGCAUUUAUAGAAAACGAUCAAAGCAAACAAUUUUGUCGCACAUACUAUUUGAAUUAUCGCAAUCUCAACUCUGCAUAUGAAUUGCGGCAGCAGCUGGUCAUAHUAGCCAAAAAGCAUCUAAAUUUACCGCUAAAAUCAUGCGAUGGAAAUGUGGAGACAAUUUGCAAAUGUAUUACCUCGGCUUUUUUUCUCAAUGCAGCAUAUUUGCAUUAUACGGGUGUAUACAAGCGAAUUCAGGAGGGCCUUGACUUGUACAUACAUCCACUUUCUUCAUUAUACACACUACCACAACCGCAAUAUAUUGUUUUUACUGAACUCAUUCAUACAACAAAGAUUUUUAUGAGCAAUAUAACGGUGAUUAAGGAAGAAUGGUUAGCUGAGCUAUCAUCUCACUACUAUUGCAAAACAUCUAUACAAAAUAACGUWUAAAUAAAAGAAUUGAAAUAAUUUUUGUUAA